AGCCGCAGCCUCCGCCGGGCCGGCCGGGGCGGAGCGGGGCGAUGCGCGGGCAGCGCCGGCUUUAGGGACAGCUCCCCCGCCCGCCGCCAUGAGCGGCCCCUCCAGCCCCAGCUCCUCUCCGCCCGGGCCGCCCCUCGGGCCGGACCUGCUGCGCUGCCCCUGCUGCCGCCUGCUCCUCUGGGAGCCGGUGACCGCGUCCUGCGGUCACUCCUUCUGCAAGCCGUGCCUCGGCGGGUCCCGCUGCCCGCUGUGCCAGGAGCGGCUGGAGCUGCCGGGCAGCGGGGCGGCGCGGUGCAGCGUGGUGCUGUGCGGGGUGCUGGAGCGCUGCGUGCCGCGGGAGCGGCGGCUGGCCGGGCUGGCCGAGCGCCUCCGGGACCGCCUCGCCCGCGGGGACGCGCGGGAGGCGCUGCGGAUGGCGCAGAGAGGGGUCGAGCUGGCCCUGGACUGCAGCUCCCUGCGGCUGUGCCGGGCAGAGGCCUUGGUGGCCCUGGGGCAGUACCCACAGGCACUGGAGGACCUGGAUGCUGUGUGCAGGGCUGAGCCUGGAGAGCACGAGGCCUUCUUCAGGAAAGGGAAGGUGCUCCUGGAGAUGGGGCGGAGAGCUGAAGCCCUGCUGGCGUGGGAGCACUGCCUGACACUCAGUCCCCAUUUCCAGCAGGCCCGGAGAGAGAUGGAGAAGAUCAUCAUGGAAGCUGAUGCUCCUCAGCCAUGCAUGGCUGCACACCUGGGUGAUGCUCACCUGAGCUCAGCUGCUUCCCAGGCUGAUGGAGGGAGCCCAGUGCUCCCAUCUUCCACACAAGCUCAGGAUCAGGAGGGAGAGCUGGCAGAUGGCCGAGGGGGUGCUGGGUCUGAGCACAGGCAGGACACAGCCGUCCUUUCCCAGCCAGGACAACAGCCAGAACCGGAGACUUCAGCAGAGACUCAGGGCCAGGGCUUGUUGGAUAACAAGGAGGAAACAGCAGCAGCAAAGUGUACCCAACCAUGCCUUGGAGAGUCACUGAGCGUAUCUGACUUGGAGUGCUCCCUCUGCAUACGGAUGUUCUUCGAGCCGGUGACGACGCCCUGUGGCCACACCUUCUGCAAGGAGUGCCUGGAACGCUGCCUGGACCACCGGCCCAACUGCCCCCUCUGCAAACAGAGCCUGAGAGAGUACCUGAAGGCCGGGAGGUACAGCCCCACAGUGCUGCUGCAGGACAUCAUGCUGGCCACCUUCCCCACACAGCUGGCUGAGCGCCGGGAGCUGCACCGGGCGGAGAUGGCAGAGCUCUCCAACCUGACCAAGAACAUCCCCAUCUUUGUGUGCACAAUGUCCUUCCCUGGCAUCCCCUGCCCUCUGCACGUCUUUGAGCCUCGGUACCGCCUGAUGAUCCGGCGGUGCCAGGAGAGCGGCACCAGGAGGUUUGGCAUGUGCACAUAUGAGAACGGGAAAAGCUUUGCUGACUACGGCUGCAUGCUGGAGAUCCGUCAGGUGGAGCUGCUGGCCGACGGGAGGUCCCUGGUGGACACCAUCGGCCGGCAGCGGUUCCGGGUGCUGAGCCGCGGGCACAGGGACGGCUACCACACUGCUGACAUCGAGUACCUGGAGGACAAGAAGGUGUCCGGGGAGGAGCUGCAGGAGCUGCAGUGCCUGCACGAGAGCACCUAUCGCCUGGCCCAGCGGUUCUGCGAGCACGGAGACCUCACCUCCAGGCACAUUCUGAUGCAGCAUGGACCACUGCCAGAGAAGGAAGAGGACAUCCAGGCUUCGGCAGACGGCCCGACGUGGUGCUGGUGGCUCAUCUCCAUCCUGCCCCUGGACCCAUCCUACCAGCUGAACCUGUUCUCCUGCACCUCUCUGCGCGCCCGCCUGUCGCAGCUGCAGCGCAUCCUCACGGCCCUGCUGCAGCAGCCCCCACCCCGCCACCUCCUGCCCCAGCGCAGCCCCCGGGGCCGUGUCUGAGCCAGCCCUGCCCUCCCUGCGACCCACUCCACCCUCGCCAUUCUCUGUGUGCUCCUCCACGGUCUGCGUGUGGUUUGAGCCCCCCGUGCAUCCCCCAAAAAAGUGACCUGGGCGAUGAGCUGGGCGCGCUCUGCCCAGCUGCGCCCGCAGCGACACUGUGCCGUCCGUGCCACCCCGGGAGCUGCUCGGUGCCACUGCUGUGCCACCAGAGGGAUACUGGAUCCCUCGGAGGGAUUCUGGGCUGCACAGCUGGGUUGUGUCUCCAGAGCCAGGAUCGCUCGCUGAGCAGCUUCUGCACUGAGGAGGAUUCUCCUUAGGGAGAGGACUGAGGGCAGGGAUUGCCUCGGUUUUGGUUUUCCACUUUGAAGGACAGCUUAUUGGGUUUGGUAGAUGAUCCUGAUUCACACAGGAAAUUUAGAGGUGGCACUGGGAAGCAAAGUUCCAAAGGCUUUCCCCAGCCUUGGGAGCUGACGGCUCUGCCACUGCUGCCAGCUUUGACUCAGCUUGUGUUUGAACAAGAAGACAGGUUAAAUUAAACAAUCUGAAACUCAUGGCCUUGCUCCCAACCACCUCCAUGGCCACAUGGUGAGGAGAUGGUUUUCUUUGAAAGCUCUCAGGUCCAGACACCCCCUUCCCACUGCCCUGCUCGGUGCUGUGCUUGCCAGACCCUUCCCUGGGACCCUGCCAGCCACUCCCCUCACUGCCAGCUCCAAUGCUGUGAAGUGCCCUGGGAGGGGGGAUUCUGUCAGCUUUGGUGCUUUUCCCCUCCCCAAAGGCUGCUGUUCCCGACCCUGGCUGGGUUCAGGUUACAGGGUUGGUCUGGGGGCUGGGAGGAGCUGAUAGCACAAGGGAGUUAAGUCUGGAAGUUUUGUUGUGAGACUUUCUGCUCCUUCACUAAUGAAAUUUUCCCCUGUUCUGUAUUUCUUGUGAACUUUCUGCCUCCUCAGGGGAAAAUCAGGAUCUCAGCCGAGGCUGGACCCUUGCACUUGGGACCCAGAAUAGUUCAGGAUCCCCCAAAAGAGCACAGAGAAGUCAAAGGGAUCCAAAUCUCUGGAGAGGCAGGGUGGGGGUAGAAUCAGUGACCCAGGCCAUGAGCCACAUGUCAGGGGAGCAAGUGCUUGGCUGCUGCUUGUUUCUAGACACAAGGCAAAGACUCUCUAGACAGACCAGGAGAAAUCCUGAAGAUCUGGGACUUUUGUCUUUCAUCCAUAAUUUCAGUGGCUUUGGGUUCAAUUGUAGGAGUGACAUCCACUUAGUUGUUGGAUUAACAUUGCUUCUGGAAUUUUAUCCCUGCAUUUCUCAAAGGCAGCACACCCCCUCAGCUGUUGGAUGUGUGUGUGGGAGAGAAAAUCAGGGCACUUAUCCUUACUGCAGGUGUGAGCCUGGGUGGGCAUAGCUCCAGAGAGUUCCCUGCUCAGGGCCACCACCUUUCCCUGUCCUUCUGUCUCCAGGAGUGAGAAGUCCCUGUCCCUCCUCUCCAUCAAAGUGCCUCCCUGGAGCAGCAGCCAGGAGCAGAGGGCUCCCCAGGAACCUCUGUGAGCACAGGGCAGCUGAGGACAGCUCAGAGCUGGAUUUGCUCCUCUACCUUUGAGCCGUGGUGCUGGCCCAGGAGCACCAGGACUCCCAAGGAGCCGUAUCCCUGGGAUGUCAGACUGGCAAGGGCUGGGGUGGGUGAUGAAGGGAUGCUUUGCAGUCCCAGGGCAGGUGGCAGGAUGACACUGAAGUUUGGGAAGUGCCUUUCUUUUCCCCAGGCUCAGUGUGGGCUCACCCUGUGCCAUCCCCACCCCAAGCCACUCACCUGCCCCCCCAGCUGCCGUUUCCCCAGGGUUGGGAGGUCCCUGUGGCAGGGGGGUGAUGCAGGGAGAAGUGUGGCUCUGUCACACUGGGGAGGAGCCAGGGACCAGAGCCACCUCUGCCUGGCUGCUUUGGGAAGGGAUCAGUGCAAAUCGCUCCAGUUUGCUUGGAGCACCUUUGUGGUUUUUAUUACUGUCUUUGCUCUUGGAAUUACAUUUUCUUUCAGGUCAUUGAAAUAAAGACAUUUGUUGUUGUUA
Molecule: messenger RNA, 3990 nt
Organism: Taeniopygia guttata (zebra finch)
Lineage: Eukaryota; Metazoa; Chordata; Aves; Passeriformes; Estrildidae
Product: LON peptidase N-terminal domain and RING finger protein 1
Molecular function (GO): protein binding; ubiquitin protein ligase activity
Source: RefSeq, a predicted model, not a curated record